UCCCGCCUCGCUGGUAUCAGCGGGGCUCGAGGAGCCGGGCGGCGCCGCAGUGAAAAGGGCCGAACGCCAGGGCGGGCGGCGGGCGGUGUGGGCCGCUGGACCCGCGGCGGGCUUCGGCGAGGCGGCAGCGCGGGCCUGAGGCGAUCGGCACCGGGCAGGCCCCCGCCGGGCAAACUGCCCAGCGCUCUGCCGGGCGCGGGGAGUAAAGGGGGUUCGGAUAGGGAAGAUCCCUUUGUGAAGCGCCUGUCGAACUGCCUUGGGUGCGGCUGAGCCGUGUGACAGCACGUCUCCGCUGAGCAGACCGCGGCGCAGGUGGGUGAAGAUGUCGAGAUUUGGCGUAAACAACACAACAGAAAGAAAAUGACCCACUGGUUUCAUCGCAACCCUUUGAAGGCUACAGCUCCCGUUUCAUUUAAUUUUUAUGGGGUAGCUACCACUCCAGCUGCUGCGAAGGUUUGCAAUGAUAUGAGGUUAGCUCGAACACGACUCUUGGAGCUGUUUACAGACUCAAGUUGUAAUCCAGAAAUGAUGAAGAACGCAACUGACUUGUACUUCUCACUCUUGCAAGGCUUUAUCCUUUCCCUGGAUGACUCUUCCCAAGAAUGCAAAUUGAGAUAUAUUCAGAAUUUCAAGUGGACAGACACAUUACAGGGACAAGUUCCAAGUGCCCAGCAGGAUGCAGUGUUUGAGCUGGUUUCCAUGGGAUUUAAUGUAGCUCUGUGGUACACAAAAUAUGCAUCGCGACUUGCUGGAAAAGAAGAUAUAACAGAAGAUGAAGCAAAAGAUGUUCACAGAAGCCUAAAGAUAGCAGCUGGGAUAUUUAAACACUUGAAGGAAAGUCACAUUCCAAAACUGAUUACACCUGUAGAAAAAGGAAGAGAUUUAGAAGCUCGACUUAUAGACUCUUACAUCGUACAGUGCCAAGCUGAAGCUCAAGAAGUGACAAUUGCUCGGGCUAUUGAGCUGAAACACAAUCCAGGACUAAUAGCUGCUCUUGCUUACGAAACAGCUAACUUCUACCAAAAAGCUGAUCAAACAUUAUCCAGUUUGGAUCCAACCUAUGCAGGUAAAUGGAGGAAGUAUUUAAACUUGAAGACCUGUUUCUACAUGGCUUAUGCAUACUGUUACCAUGGUCAAACUUUACUGGCGAGUGAUAAAUGUGGGGAAGCAAUCAGAUCUCUGCAGGAAUCAGAAAAAUUUUUUGCCAAGGCUGAAGCAUUGUGCAAAGAAUAUGGAGAAACCAAAGGACCUGGGACUACUGCCAAACCUUCUGGACAUCUCUUCUUUAGGAAAUUAGGAAGUUUGAUUAAGAACACAUUAGAAAAAUGCCAGAGAGAGAACGGAUUCAUCUAUUUUCAAAAGGUGCCAGCAGAGGCUCCCCAGCUGGAACUGAAAGCAAACUAUGGCUUAGUAGAGCCUGUUCCUUUUGAAUUUCCUGCCUUGAACGCACACUGGACUCCUGAAACACUUGCUGCAUUUGAUCUCACCAAGAAGCCAAAGGAUGACACUGCUAAACCAAAACCAGAUGAAGAAGUAAAACCUCUGAAGGAACCAGAUAUAAAGCCUCAAAAAGACAGUGGAUGCCAGAUUUCUUAAGAGCCAUAAGUGCUUUGAAUUCACUUUGAAACUCUAUUAAUUGGACUCUGGGGCUUUAGUUCUAAUCUCCGUCUUUCUGAUUUUUCUUUUUUAAUUUAGAAGACUAAUUUAAUUUACUUUUGUUAGUAUGCAUCUAUCUCGCUUGAGAAUGUGGUGGAUUUCUAAGAGUUUAUUUAUAUCUGACUUAUUUUUGGUUUUAGUGCGAUAUCAUAGAAUGAGUGGGUUUAAAUGUUCCUAUUGUGCCUCUAGAGAGCCACUUUUUGUGGGUUUAGUUUCUAUCCACAAAUAGCAAAGGAUGUAUCAUGAUUGUAACACUUAAGGAUUUUUCCAUUAAAUUAUCUGCUACAUAAUGUCUAAUUCUGCAAACAAAAGUUUGCAUGAAAAGUUAUAUUUAUUCAGGUUUUGUCAUUCAGACUUAACACCCUGUUGUGUUCUGAUUCACUUAAUUGUAGUGAGUGAAGAAAAUCUGAGUUUGGUUUGUAACACCCCGAUAGUAUUUCAUGGGACUUUCACGGAACUUGGAAAACCUUAAGUUCUGCAUAACUGGAGCACAAUUUAUAUUCUUCUGAAAGGAUUAGCCUCUGUUCUUUCCUCUAUAGGAUUCUUGUAUCUGAAUUUGUAGUAGAGUACUUUAGCUUGUCUGUCCUUAAAUUAAAAUCCUUUAAUAUCAAAGGUGUAUGUGAAAGUGAUGCAGCAAGUAGUAUGAAAGUGCUUAAAAGUAAUGCAUCACGGUGUCAUUCAUUCAAGGUUUUUGAAUCUUGAAAGAUUUGAUAAGCUUGAAAACUACAGACAAUUAAAAUCUCCUGGCACUAGAAUUUUAUGAAGUUGUCAUGCAUAAGGUAAUGGAAUUGUAAUUAAGAUCCUGUCUUUCCAUCUGGGUAGUGUCUGUAAGAAGCUAUUAAGACAACAGGGAGGAAAGGUGAGCUGCAGAGCUGAUGGGAAACCAAGCUCUACAUUUCCUUUAUGCUGUAUGUAGGCAGUGCCGUUUCUCAGCUUCUGCAGUAUUGCACUGAAAUCAGCUCCUUAGGAAGAGAACUUUCCAAAACCCAAGCCUAGUGAAAACUGAGAAAGUAUUUUGUAGAACUUGCUUCUUCCAUUUCUGCCUACUGUGGAAAACAUGAUAAUGUUCUUUAGCGCUAAGCACUUCAAAACACCCAUGUCAACAACAACAACAUAGCUUUACGAUUUGCUGCAAAUGCAAAAGAAUAUAAUGGAUGUGUUGAAGUGAGGGCCUUGCAGUCUCUGGGGAUAAGUUGCUGCACUUCCCUUUACCUGAGAAAGAAACUGAAGAAUCUGAAAAUGUUCCCAUUUCAAAAAAACACGAUAGCAUAUGCACUUACCAUGAUGUAUACUGUAAACACAUUCUUCACUUUGUAUUGUUUGGAUCAGUUCAUCUUCCAUGUAAUUCAGUGCUUCUGUUUGAAAUCUUUCAUGGGACUUUGAGUAACUUAGCUAAAAGGGCAGGUGUCUAGCUCCUUGAAGACCUGUGGAACAAAAGCUGUUGAGGAGAUUAAUAGGAAACUCAAGACUUUUCCUGAGGUACUGGCCAAACUACAGAAUUCAUUGCUGCAAAAGGCAAGAGGGUCUUAAUGCUGGCUGUCAUGGGUGAAUCAAAUGCAGAACUCAUUGCUUCCAGUGAUAGAUUUUUAUUUCAGUCAGUUCUGCACACAAAAAUAAGUGUGAAAUCAGCUGAAUUGCUUUGGAAGAAGUUACUGUUCUGCAAGGGCUUAGGUGGGUAGAGGAUAAUGAAUAUCAAGAAGAAUUUAUAUCUACAUUUAGUCCAUUUCUUCUGAUGCUGCACAAGAGCCUUUGGUGUGUUUUUUGACGUUACUGAGAUCUGUUCGUAACUUGAUCAGCUGAAUUUUUAGACUUCUUUCAUUGUUAAAAGACCAGUUUAGAUUUUGCCAGAAUGGAGCAUGAAGCUACUUUACUUAUACGGGUUUUAAUUGUAAAAACUUACUACAGCUGUAGUCAUCUGCUUGCCCCCUUUAAGGAUCAAGAUGCAGUUAACUCAGUUUCAUAAUCAUGAAUUUUUAGUUACUCAUUGUUUUUCAGAUGCCUGUGUGUUAAUAUGUGCACAUCUCAACCUAAUUAAUUUUCUUUCUAUGCAGACUACAUUCCAUUUUCCCUCGUCCCCUCAUUUUCUCCUUUGUCUGCUACGCACUGUGGCACAGACUUGCCCUUGUUUGAUAAUGCAUGUGUGGGUCCUGGGACUCAUUUCCAAUGAGGCUUUUGCCCAUGGGUGUAUUUCAAGAUAUGAAUAUCUUAAAAUCAGAUGAACAGAUCAUGACUAAAUCAUUCCCAAAAAACUUCUUAGGAAAGAUUAUUUUAUGGACUUGCAAUUCUUUGGACGCUUUCUUGAACCGAGUGGUUUGUUUGAAUCAAGUUCACUGUAAAUAGUUUGGGGCAUAACCAAGUGGAUUGUCUCAGAUUAUGGCAUUACUUAAGCCUAGCUGUGUAACCUCUUAUGCCAUAGCUGUUUCAGUAAAUAUGAUGUAGUAGUUUAAAAAUAGACUAAUGGAACAAACUAAUUCACUUAACACGUGUUGCUUUUCAAGACAAACAUUAUUUACUUGUAGUUUAAAUCCUGUGGCAAACAUUGCAUAGUUCUGCCCAAAAAUAAGAAACUAGAGACUGUUUAGUUUGCAAAGUAUACGAGCUGUGAGUCAAUGAGCGGUUUUAAAACUCUUUUGAUUUUUGUUGGGUAGUAGCAAGAAUUAUUGUAAAUAGUAAGUUGAUUAACUGUCCAGUAUGCUUAAGAAUAUGGGUGAAUUGACUGGGAGUUUCAGUUAAUCUGGAAACCUAGCAGCCAUGUUCCUUCUAUUACAAUUUCCAUGUGUAAAUUUUAAUAAUGAGGUAUUUUGAAUGGUGACUUUUUAAUACUCUAAUGCUGCAAGAGCCUGGUUUUGUGUUGUCUCUCUGGUUUUAGAGGCUCUCAUGGCUAAACCUGCAAAUCUUGUUGGUGUAAAUAGUCUUCAAAAAUUUGUGCCCAGUCUGAACCAGGACAAAACUGCAGCUAAAUAAAAUAUGGAGUGCUGGGCCCUCUAUUUUAUGUUUUUAAAAUGCAGUGAUUGUCUUUAAUCUACUAUAAAACAAACCAUUAAGCUCUUUGUAAUAUUUCUGUUUAAAUACCUUCCUCCAUGUUUCAUGUUCCUGGGUUUACAGUAGUUAAUCUCCAUCCAGCAUGUGACACUCCUACAACCAAGGGACUAAAUUUGGCCCUUGGAUGCUGAUGUCUGCCUCUGACUGGAUUUGGUAGAGGAGUUUUUCUUGUCAGCCUAAGGAUAACGCUUGGUCAAUUAAAUGUUCAGCAUGGAUAUGUAGUGUGUCUGUAAUGAUGGUAGUGGUUUAUACUGUAAGCAAGAAAACAGAUCCCUGUAUCUCUGUAGAGUAUAGCCACCUUUGCACUUUAGAAAUUUCUGAUCUUGCAAUUUCGGUACAAUACAAUAUGGUUGUAAAUAUUCCUUCCUGCCAUUUUAAUUUUGUUGCACUGAUUUCAGUACUGUGCUAUUGGUGAGGAGACUACUAAGAUGUAUUUUUAAUUGUCUGUGUGUAAAACAAACUCAUGAAGCAUAUCUCUACCUUUAGCAUUGGGGAACAUGAGAGGAGGCAGUAGUUCAUCUGCCUUCCAUGUCAGUUCAGAGAAAUGAAAAUUUUCUGCCUAUUGGCUGAGGGUCAAUAAGUUUCAUCCCAUCCUUGCAUCUAGUAUCUAAACUGAAGUUUCAGCAUUAACAUAAAUCCUGUUCAUGCCUAUUAAUUAUCCCUAAAACAAAAAAAUCUAUUUCUGAAGAUCAUUGCCAGAUUAUCAUAGCAGCAUAAUCUGGUUUGGAUUGUUGUUUUUUUUUUUUUUCCUUUUUCCCUAACUGGCCCAGUUGAGUGAGGAAUAAAGCACAGUGAGUAUGACUGGCAUGGAAAAGCCUCUGCAGUGGGUAACUGUCUCCAGAUUUUGAGUGCAGUGUAAAGGUUUUUCCACAGUGACUGUUGGUUUCACUCAGAUCUUUCCCCGCUGGUGAUGCUCUCAAAUUCAACAAAUGUCACAUGGUAACUGAGGGGGCUCUUGAUUAGCUUUUUAUGUAGGAAGGCCUACCUCCUUCGGUGUUGGUGCCUUCAUGGAUUACAACCUUCUGCAGCCAUCCUGUACAUGGAAUAAUCCUACUGCAAUGGAAUCAGCUCUGAUAAGAUUGACCGACCAGCCUUAUUUCAUGAAGACAGUCACCAUGCAAUCUUAAGCUUCAUAGUUUGAAAAUUUGUAUAUAACCACGAGUUUCAGAAUACCAUUUAAAAUAAAAAAUUUAAUGUAU
This is a messenger RNA of Athene cunicularia (burrowing owl), 5897 nucleotides long. It is a transcript of the gene BROX, whose product is annotated as BRO1 domain and CAAX motif containing. The coding region runs from base 361 to 1596 and encodes 411 amino acids. The record is from RefSeq and is a predicted model, not a curated record. Lineage: Eukaryota; Metazoa; Chordata; Aves; Strigiformes; Strigidae. The transcript is spliced from 13 exons.